CCUCGGCACGAGAUCAGGAUAUGUACGUGGACUAGGACACGAGGGAAAGCUUAUGGCACCCCUCGAUCUGGCCCUAAUUGUGCUGCAGUGGAGGAGAGUGCUAGAUUGAGUGCUGAGGUAGCAGAGAAAGAUAAUCAACGGUUCCAAGCUGCAAUCGACGAGCUUAGAGAGGAGAUGAGGGAAAUGAACAGUACGGUAGAAGAGCUACAAACGCAGCAGGCGAGGUGGAUCGAGGAGCUCGAGAUGUUUCAGAAUCUUCUUGUGAGCUUUCAGAUUCCUGGAAACCGUCCACCUCCUGGUAACUCUCUCUCUCUCUCUCUCGUAACAGUUUUUUUUCAGUAUGAUUCUGUUUUCUCUUUAUAUUCUUCUUUAUCUGCUAGACAUGAUUGGACUUAUGAAUGGCGAGAAUAAUAAGUUCAGCUCAUUUUUUUUGGUUUCUUUGAUCAUGACAGGAGAUUAUGAAAUUUCAGAUAAUGGGCAGGGCAUACAAUUUUAACAUAAUCAGUUAUACAUACAGUUCAAAUAUAAUUGUUGUUGUUUUGGUUUGACUUGUUCUGUUUCAAUUGAAGUGGAAAAUAAGUAUAUUCUCUUGAAGCAGUGUAAGAAUUGACAAGAGAAAUUCAAACGUCUAAAAAGAAUAGACUUUCUAGUACUGUAAUCUCAAGUUGAUUCAAUUUUUUUUUCAUUUCUUCACAUGAUACCUACUGAAGACACCUCUGGCUUAGGUCUCAUUACUGAUUAUUUUUUGUUGAUUCAUGGUCUCAUUCACAGACCUUUUGUUCUUUCAUUAUACUGAAGACUAUAAAAAUAUGCAUUUUGUUGUUUUGUCAAUAAUUUCGUAAGUUAUAUUAUUUGUUAUAUGUGUCUUUUCUCAUCAUGGUACAGAAAGCUUUUCUGAAGCCCAAAUUUCGAAGUAGAUGUGAAUUUUGUCUAAGAGUGCCAUGGCUUAUGGGAAUUCUAGAUCCGUAAGGGCUGCUUGUACAAUGAGACC
This is a messenger RNA of Ilex paraguariensis (yerba mate), 991 nucleotides long. NCBI's taxonomy places the organism in Eukaryota, Viridiplantae, Streptophyta, Magnoliopsida, Aquifoliales, Aquifoliaceae. The record is from the annotation of a GenBank genome assembly.